AUGGGGGCAGUGUUGUCGGCCAUAUCUUUCAAACCUUUGUCUAUAUCAUUAUUCAUUCUACUGAUUCUCUCUUCUAAAAUAAGAAAAACAAACGCUGCACAUCUCUUUCUCUUUCUCACAACACACUCACACACUAUUCAUCAUCUCUCUCUCAUCCUCACACGCUCGCCCCUCCCAUCUGCCCUCUCUUUCCAUCACGUUUCCGGCAGCCUCUUCUCCCUCCAAGAUCUGCCGCCGCCGCCUGCUCUAACCUCGGCGAGAAUCGCCGGCUCCGACGCCUCCCUCACUCAUCGCCUCCUCCUUCUCGCCUCAACCUCUAUCUCUCUCGCUCUCUCGGCCGCUGGACCCAGGCGCAGCAGCCACCACCACCGCGGUGUGCCGCCAUCGCCGGGCCGCCGCCUGCUCCCUCAUCCUCGCGGCAGAUCCGCCGCCGUUGGCUUGCCCGGAGUCGCCGCUGGCUGGCCCGCGAUCGACGGCCAGCAGCUCGCUGGAGGAGCGCCGCCGCCGGCCGCUGCUGUUGGCAGCAAGAGCCCGGCAGCCGCCUCUCCCGGAGCCGCCGUCGCCGUGAGUCGUCGGAUUCGCUGUGAGGAGCCGAGCACCGUCUCACAAAGAUCGGAGACAACGGCAGGUUCACCGCCGCCGCUCCGUCGCCGGCGACGAGCCACCGCGGCUGCCGCCUCCCUCUGAUUUCGACUCACACACACAGUAGGUUCAAGCCACAAUUUAGUUCACAAAAUAGCAUAGGAUUUUGAGCAGAAAUCAAAUACUGUAAAUGCUUAUUGAAAUCUGAAAUUCUUUUCUUGAAACUGAACUAGUCUAUAAAUUUCAGUUCA
Molecule: messenger RNA, 833 nt
Organism: Salvia miltiorrhiza (redroot sage)
Lineage: Eukaryota; Viridiplantae; Streptophyta; Magnoliopsida; Lamiales; Lamiaceae
Exons: 3
Coding region: 1-687 (228 amino acids)
Source: RefSeq, a predicted model, not a curated record